Schistocerca serialis cubense is the source of this 696-nucleotide messenger RNA. It is a transcript of the gene Gr63a, whose product is annotated as gustatory and odorant receptor 63a. Gene Ontology annotation, cellular component: membrane. The transcript has 3 exons. NCBI's taxonomy places the organism in Eukaryota, Metazoa, Arthropoda, Insecta, Orthoptera, Acrididae. The record is from RefSeq and is a predicted model, not a curated record. The coding region runs from base 1 to 696 and encodes 231 amino acids. Gene Ontology annotation, biological process: sensory perception of taste.
AUGAGAACCACAGCAUGGGCCUUCCGCUCGCAGGUGACAGAUAGCGUGCACUGCAGCGACGCUAGACCACAGAAGAAGAACGGUGAUGCACUGGGGGUCUUCGCGAGUGACUUGAAACCUUCCCUCACACUGAUGAAGGCGUUGGGUCUGCUGCCCAUAAAAGGCCUGCAAACAGCGAACCCUGUGUUCCGGCCAACUUCUGGUAUCUUCAUGUACUCGCUGGCGUGUUACCUGGUGAUGUCUGGCUUGGCGACCUCCGUCGUUGGCUACGUGCUCAUAUACCUGAGGAAGCACCAAGAUAACUAUGAUGGCAGCGUCUUCAACGUGAUCUUACUUGUCUCUCUUGUGCCAGGCUUCUUGUUACACCCAUUGUACUGGUUCGAGGCAAAGAAGGUCGUCGCACUUCUGAAGAAGUGGGCGGAAUUUCAGGAGAUGUUUUUGAAAACUACUGGGACAAAACUGAAUCUUGGCCUGCGGCGCCUGUCGAUGUUCUUCACAAUGGCGGUGCCACUGGUCGUGGCCCUGAUAGUCAUGGCGGAGCUGUUUAUAUUCAGCUUACCGCUACCGAGUCUCACUGUUGCGUAUACCGUCACCGUCAGCAUGCUUGGGGACCACGCCAUUCUGUGGGUGCUGCAGUGCGCUGCCAUCUGCCGGUCGUCGCAGUUAAUAAAGGAUUGUCUCAAGUUGGUAAGUUGA